Periophthalmus magnuspinnatus is the source of this 3102-nucleotide messenger RNA. It is a transcript of the gene irak1, whose product is annotated as interleukin-1 receptor-associated kinase 1. Gene Ontology annotation, cellular component: plasma membrane. Bases 185 to 2320 code for a protein of 711 amino acids. The transcript is spliced from 14 exons. Lineage: Eukaryota; Metazoa; Chordata; Actinopteri; Gobiiformes; Gobiidae. Gene Ontology annotation, biological process: signal transduction; protein phosphorylation. Gene Ontology annotation, molecular function: protein kinase activity; protein binding; ATP binding. The record is from RefSeq and is a predicted model, not a curated record.
AAAUCGUGGGCGGCGGAAGUAAAGUUUGACACGAGUGUUUUCUGUGGUGUUUUCUAUUUAAUCGGGUGGGUUAAGGAGCUCCCGGAUGGUACCGUAGAACCGAACCUCGGACUGGUCUCCUUCUAUCCCCAUAUCAGCUGCUGUUUUCCCGCUGUGUGAGCUCCGGAGGUCCGCGGACGUUGCUAUGGCCGCAGCCCGGGCGGACCUCAGAGCUCUGCCGCUGUACAAGGUGCCGUCCCGGGUCCAUUUUGAGUUCUGUCGGGUCAUGGAUGUGCUGUCGGACCGGGACUGGUUAAACUUUGCAUCAGAGGUUCUGCAGGACCAAACCGCUGUGCGACUGGCUGAGAAGAAGGAGCAGCGCACUGAUUGGCUGAUGUUACAGUGGCAGAACAGGAACGGAUCUGUGGGACAACUACUGGACCUGCUACAGAAGCUGGAGCUGUUGAUGCCCAGGGACAUUAUCAACAGCUGGGUGUGUUCAGUGUCUCCUCCUGUGGUAUAUCCUCUCCCUUCAGUGUCUGCACCAGAAGUCAACCCUCCUCACCCACUGCCCACAGCUCCCUCCAUACCACCCCCACGUACCCUCAGACAGUCAGAGAUGGCCAUUCUGUUACCAAAACCUGAGCCUCCAGAACUCAGAUCCUUUGACCAAUUGGAGCUGUCUUCAGUGGAGACACUGCCACAGCCUCUCUCUGACUCAGCAGCAGCAGCCUCUCUUGGAUUGUGCACAUCAGGAGUCAUGUCCUGGGCCUAUGAGGAGGUCUAUACUGGGACUUGUGGUUUCUGUGCUGCUUUGAAGGUUGGGGAAGGAGGCUUCGGAGAGGUCUUCAGAGCCACCCUCCGGAACACAGACUGUGCUGUCAAAAAAUUCAAGCAGGACUGUUCACUGGACUGGAUUCAACUCAGACACAGCUUUCAGACAGAAGUGGAGAAACUCUCAAAAUUCCGACACCCGAAUAUCGUUGACCUUUUGGGCUACAGUGAUGGAGGAGGGACAGUAUGUCUCAUCUACAGCUUCAUGGAGAACAGAUCUCUGGAUGACCAACUACACUCAGAUGGUAUGAGCCUGUCUUGGUGUCAAAGAGUUUCCAUUGUUAAAGGAGCAGCCACCGCCCUGCAGUAUCUCCACUUUCCUCCAGAGGGACAAACACCGCUAGUGCAUGGAGAUGUCAAGAGCUCUAACAUUCUUCUGGACCACCACUUGGAGGCAAAGUUGGCAGAUUUUGGUUUGGCCCGGUCCUCGUCUCACAAUUCUUCAGGUCACACCACUUCCAUUGGUACAACAAAGUUGGUGAGAGGGACUUUGGCCUAUCUGCCUGAGGAGUACAUACGAGACGGUAAACUGAAGACAGCAGUGGAUGUGUACGGAUUCGGAGUGGUUUUGUUGGAGAUUUUAACAGGUCGCAGGGCUCUAAAUAAGGAUAAGAAAACUGGACAAGACAUUUACCUGAAGGAGUUGGUGAAUGAAAUUGAGGACAGUGAAGCUGAGUGGAAGAAACAACUGGAUAAGCACCUCAUCUUAUGUGGCCCUGCUGAGCCCACUGGCUUUAUGCAGGUUGCGUCUUUGGCUCGCCGUUGUUUGGACAAAUGGAAGAGGAGGCCGUCCAUGACCCAGGUGUAUGAGGCUCUGCAUGACCUCAGUACCGCUCUGAAACCAUCCGCCUCACCCCGCUUAUCUCUCCCUUCCGUCCUCCACCCACCUGACACCUCGACCCCUCCCCCAGGACCCCCCCGUUCACUGGACUCCUGCUUCUCUGCUCUGUCCCUCAGCAAUGUGGGCCCAUCAGAACACACUUACUGCCCCAAACCAAGCUCUCUGUCCCCACCGCAGACACUCCAGUCCACCACAGUGACCCACAUGCACCCCGCUCACGGCUCCUCACUGCCCCUGUUGUGCUCUUCGUUUGAUGGUCCCUGCGAGACAGAUGAGAGCAGAGGGUAUUCACAGUAUGAUACCAAGUCCAAUGGUUUAGGCCCAAGGCAGUCCAAGUCUGACCUGAAUCAGUUUACCCAGCCCUCGGUGCCCACAGAGGACCAGUACAACUUUCCUUCUAACUCCGAAGUUAUGGGUCCAAUUGUGAACCAGGCAGCAGCAUUUCCAGAAAGCACCUCUCCAGCCGGAUUGUUGCUGUCACAAUCAGUUGUGUUGAACCCCAGUAAACAGCGACUGUUAGAGAAGAAAGCUCUGUAUGACCAGGGUCUGAUCCAGACGCCUGAACUGCUCUCCUCUGAGAAUUUCUGUUUGGUGAGGAGUCCAGCAGAGUCAAGGUUGCCAGAGGAGAGUGAUGAACUGGAGUAUCUUCAAUCUAAAACUCAAUAAUAUCCCUGUCACUGCCGCAAUUCUGUUUAAAAACACUUCACCUGAACAGAGCUGCCUUGAAUCUGCCUUUAACUUGGACCAAAGAUGAGUGUCUGUCUCGGGACCCCUCCUCUAGAGGGCAGUACAGUAUGGGUCAUGUUGGUUUGGUGCAGGUUACUUCAAGUCUAGGAGACCAAAGUCUGUUGCAUUAAUACUGUGAACAUGAUUAUCUCCCUAUAUGAUUACGUACGCAAUUAUGACGUAGGCAAGAUGUAAUGAAAAGCCAAGAGUGAAUCUCGGUAUGUGGAGCUGUGAAGCUGGAGGUAAAGCUGUAUGAGCAAUAAACAGGACACUACUACUUUCAAUUCACAGUCAGCUGUGGAGUAGGUGAAUAAAGCGUUCUGCAUUUCCACCUGUGGGCACCAUGUGAAAAAUAGUGGCCACAUGGAUAAAAACUAAAACAAAGCAAAGGAAAACAAGCUAGACUACUAAGUUCUUAAUGAUGGCUCACCUCCAGCUUCUCUCUACAAGCUCCUUAAGACAUUCGCACAAGUUACAUCAGGAGGUACCAUCAUUUAUUGGUUUUAGUCUUAGCUGCUUAUUUAUUAAAUUAUGUAAGUCCAAUUAGUGCCUUCAUAAUACUAUGGAAUUGAUUCUGAUGAGUAAAAUAUUUUUUGUGACACAUGUUACUUUUAUAUGUACUAUGUCCCAACUAAGUGUUUGUAUUUAAUUUUUAGAGAGGAAAUGGGUCCAAAAGAAUCAAAUAUUUUUGAUGAACAACAAUAAAGAAACUUUCCAUCUUU